UAGAUGUUAACUCUGGAUGGAGAAGAUAUUAUGGUCUGUUAGCCUGCAUAUUCAUCAGAAGUCUGAUGGUCAAAGAUAUUUCUUUGAAGUAGGCUAUUGGUCUGAGAGCUAUUUGCCCAUUUUCCAUCUUGUAAUCCAGAUUUUGGAAUCAACAAAUAAUCAUUAGCUUCUGUUGGUAAAUAAUUAUAUGUUUAAUGGCCAUUUUAAGUUAAUAGUUCUGGCUUAGUGGAAAAUUAUGAUCCAAGCCACCUGAGUUCACAUGCUAUCAAACUUUCUUGGUUUUUCCUAUUAGAGGAAAGAAAAUAGGAGCAAAACAAAAGAAUACGAUUGGAGCUUUCUUCUCAACACAUGCCAAAGAAUAGACAACUACUAGAUAUUAUUGGUGGUAUACAUUUAUAUUCCUAAUGGUGCAUGAUGCUGUAUUUAUUAAAAUGUAUAAUUUAUUAGAUUACACUUUCUUUGAUUCACAUGGAUUCUACAACAUUUCCUGUUUUUGUUACGUUCACGCCUUUCUACCAUUUUAAUGAAGUAUUCUUAUUGUGUGUCACAGGCGGAGGUCCCAAAAUCAGCAAGAACAGGAUCUGGACCCAUAAGAAAGAUGCUUUUAACUACUUAAGAUCUUAGUUUUGUUGGGUAUACAUAUAAAAAAUCUUAUGCCGUCAAAGGGUUACAUCAGUCAUUUGGUACACUGUUCUAGUCCCCUCGUGUAUUAUCCAUACUGUACUUCGGCUUCAACCUGUUCCUCAAAGGAAAUUUCCUUUUCCCAAGAUUUAAAAAAAGUGGCUUACCAAGAAAAUCAUCCACAUACAGCGUUCACAAUGAUUCUGCAGUUGACUAUUCAAGUACACUAAUGAGUAAUGACAACCAAGGAACUCAAGUGCUUGCAUCAUCAGACGAUGCCAUGUCACAGUGAGCAGUGUUCAUCCCUUUCCAUAUACAUAAAGCAUCUUGCAUAAACUGCACUAACAAGCUCGUCUUCUUAAGACAGGAGAGUCUCCCUCCUUAUUUCCGCGCUAGGUAGGAACUGUGCCAUUCUUGAAGUUAGCUGUUGUGUUUGCACUUUGCAGAACUUCCGAGUGUACAGUCAUAUGACUCAUAUCUGCAAAGCAUGAGGGGAUGUCACUUGAUGGGUCUGGUUGGUCGCAAUAGUUUCAGACUGGAUAAUUAACUUCUCUUGUGGCUGUUUCCGAUCCUCAUUCCAAUCCACCCUACGUCCUUUCCCUUUUCUUUGAACACGAGACUGGUUCCAAGCUGUCCUGAUGUGUGUUUACUAAUGUCACAGACUGAUUUUGAAUGAAAUCUUUCAUCCUUU
Molecule: messenger RNA, 1312 nt
Organism: Rubroshorea leprosula
Lineage: Eukaryota; Viridiplantae; Streptophyta; Magnoliopsida; Malvales; Dipterocarpaceae
Source: the annotation of a GenBank genome assembly